This is a messenger RNA of Symbiodinium sp. CCMP2592, 3447 nucleotides long. Lineage: Eukaryota; Dinophyceae; Suessiales; Symbiodiniaceae. The record is from the annotation of a GenBank genome assembly.
AUGUCAGCGCUGUUCGACUAUGUUUGGAAGCCAAAGACAGUGGAAGACAGCAUCGAUGCUGGUGUUCAUCCAGCGGUUGCCAAGCUUCGAAUGCAAGAGGCCGGCAAGCAACGGACAGUAAACGAUGCAAUAGUUGGGAAGAGAUGGCACGGCCAGUCUCGAAAUGCUCCUGAAGUCGACGUCAACAAGAUGAGCACGAUGGACCCCACCUUUGACCCUUCGCAGUUCUUCAAGCAGUCCAAGAAGUUGGGAGUGCACCCGCUGGAUUUCAUGGAAAAGAAAGUCAUGCAACCGUCAAUUCCUGGGGCUGGAAGCAGCAAGGACAAAAAGAAGGACAAGAAGAAGGAGAAGAGCAAAGAUAAGAAAAAGAAGAAGGACAAGAAAAAGAAGAAGAAAAAGAAGAAGAAGUCGUCCUCUUCAUCUUCAUCCUCAGGCUCCUCUUCCGGAUCCUCGAACAAGAAGAGGAAGGCCGAGGAGGAGCUCCAGCAAUACCAGAUGCGAAUUGCAGAGGCCAGGCAGAAGCAGGCGGCUCUGGCAGAGUUGGAACAGAUGAAGGCCCAGAGGAAGGCAGAAAAGGAGGCCGCUGCCAGGGCCUCGCAGCAACGCAUGGUCCCGAUGAGGCCUGAGGAAGGCCACGCCAUGGCCAGGCAACUGGAAAGACAGUACUUCUCGCAGUUCAAGGUGCUUGGCGGCAAGCAGAUGCCAGUAGUGGCGGACGACAUCGUUUUCUGGCACGUUCCUGGAUCCAAGGGGAAGCCAUACAACCCGAAAGGAUUGGAGGGCAACGUGGUGUCGGUUAUUGAGGAUGUGCACUUGACAGCAAAUCGACCAAUCCGGGUCAAGCUUUCCAAGGCACCCGAAAUGAAGGAAGGUUUUAAGGCUUUUGCAGCACAUUUCUCGCUCGACGAGAUUACUGUGUUGGAGGAAGCAGCACAGAGCCAGGUAAACGUGCUGAACAAUUCACUUACUAUCGCCACGACGCCCACCGCAGUUGCAUCUACCGGGGAAUCUUCGAUGAGCUUCUAUGGCAAAGGCAAAGGUGGUGAUGGAUCGUGGAAGGGUGGCCCUGACUGGGCUUGGAAGGGUGCUGCUUCCUGGAAGGGCAGCUGGAAAGGUGCCUGGAAGGGCGACUGGAAAGGCGACUGGAAGGGCGACUGGAAGGGCGACUGGAAAGGAAACUGGAAGGGCGACUGGAAGGGCCCUGCUUCUUCAAGUGAGCGCUGCUCCAUUCAUGGCAUUCAGCGCGACUUUCUCUUCCUAGAGGACGAUGGCGAAGGCGGCAAGCGUUGCCUCACAGACUCUCCAUGUCCCACUGGGACGACGGCUCCACUAUCGCUGUCGGAGCGUGUCGCUGCAGCAGCAAAAGCAGCUGCAAUCAAGGAGCAGGAGGAGGCUGACAACUGGGCCGAAACCCAGAACGCCGGAGCAUUUGGAGGUGGAAAAGGCAAAGACGGAAAAGGCCAAGGAGGCUAUGACUACGUGGUGCCGAGGCCUCCUCCGCCUGUGACUCCUACAGAUGCCCUCCGGGAGAAGCUCUGGUCAGGAGGCUGUGGGUCGAGCAGUGGCCUGGGGUUGAAGACGUUGUCGAAGCCUCCGGCACAGGAUCCACAGAUCAUGGACUUUCCGCCCCCUCCCGCACCUGUCUGGCCAACCGGGCCAUCUCCGACUCCAGCUCCGACUGCCUAUGCUGCGCCGCCAGCCUCUGCAUACACGGCUCCGCCAGCGAACUGGUAUAGUGGCUGGAACCCGGCGGCAGCUGCGGCGUGGGGUUGGCCUGGCUACGGCAUGCCAGCUCCCGGCGGACCGAAGUCCUCCAGUUCAUCUUCCUCCAGCUCUUCAUCCUCGGACUCCGAGGACCGAAGUGCAAACAAAGACAAAGAGGUCAAGAAAGAUGAAAGGAAGGUGGGCAGAGUAGCGGCCAAGAGCAAGGCAGAAACCCGAAAAGCUGCCGCAGAAGCAGUUGCUGCCAAGCUUGAAGAGGCUGACAAGGCCGCGAAAGCGUCAAGCGGGCAGGUCAAUGGUGACCAGGUGGCUGCAGACGAGGCCAACGGUCCCUCAAAGACCGAAGAGAAGAAAUCGAAGAAAGAGAAGACCAAGAAAAGCAAAGGGACUGCUGAAGAGAAAGCCGGGAAAAAGGAUAAAGAGAAAGGAAAAGACGAAGACAGGAGCAGGUCAAGAAAAAAGGGCGACUCCCAGCGCGACAAGAGCAAGUCACGAAAGGAAGUGACUUCCCAAGAAGCUGGGGCAGAGGCAGCGCAGGGUUCGAAGCCGUCCUGUCCUUCCAGUGUUGGAGAGGUGAUGCCGCUGGUGCUCAGUGCUGGUAGGGUGCCGCUUCUGCGGGUCAUGCUGGAUAGGAAGCAAACGGCGGAGGACAGGCAAGCGGAGAACAGGUCUGAAGAACACGGCUUCAGCUCUUGUGCAAUUGAGACGGUGAAUGAUGCCCAAGAGGACACUGCACAGACUCCACAGAGCUGGGACCUCUGCACAGAUGGAGAUCAUUGCGCUUCUUCCUGGCAGCCAGGUGAGGUACAGCCCCUGACGCUGCAGCAUCUCAAGGAUGACCGCUGGGUGAUCAACUUGCUCUAUGAUGGUGACUGCCCAUCUUGCAUGAAGCAGGUGGAAUUCUUGCAAAAGCGCAUGGACGAGAACCCCGAGUACGAAGGCCUUGUCGCACUGACGAACCUGCAUGCCCCAGAUUACGAUCCUGAGCUUUGUGGCGGCGUCGUUUUCGAGGAUGGCAUGCGACAUAUUCAUGCCGUGACACGGGACGGAGAGGUGAUCGCAGGUAUGGAUGUCUUCCGCAGAAUCUACAGCAUAGUCGGCAUGCAGUGGGUCGGGCACUUUGCUUUGGGGAAGCAGGCCAUCAUGGCCGAAGACAACAGCGAUGAUCUCUCCCUCAUGCAGGAUUUGACGUCCAUACCCCUCAGAAACCCGGUGGUAGAUGAUGAGGAUGAGGAUGCACCGUCGCGAGUGAGGCUCGCUGCAGAGCGAAACAGCUCUGGCGGAAGCAGAUCGAUGAAGCCUCCGACGCUUGACAGGAAAGAGCCAGCUAGAAAGCCACUCUCCAGACCAGCUUUUCAGAAUUAUGACUACAACGACGACUAUCCGCCAGAUGAGCCCUUCAGGUGGUCUGAUGCAUGGGGGCUGAUCUGUGGCUUGAUCCUGCUUGUUUUCAUCGUUUGUGUCCUGACCUGGGCCUACUUGGAGGAUCUUCGCGAAGCUCGCGAGCUCGAGGAGGCUCCACACGACGGCUUUGCGAUGCUUUGCAACGCUUUACACACCGCGUCCGCUGUCGUCACGGUCACCGUGGCCAAAUCGUUUCGCUGCCCUGCAAGGCGCGGGCAAGGGGCGUGGAGCUCUGACGCCGUUUCACACAGUCGCACGGGUUUGUCAUUUCAGGCCAGAAUGCCCUUAAACUUUCUCGCGUGCGUAAAGGCUGCGUUGUGA